AAAUGCGUUACUAUAAUUGGUGUUAUUAAGAAUGGAGUCAACUUCCAGAAUACUCAGAAGUCAGCUUGUCUCAAAUCUCAUUGAUAUUUUUGUUUGUUCACGCCCUAUGUUUUCUUUUUGAGCAUGCCAUGCAAUUUGAGACCGGAGUUUGUGCAUGUGAAAAGCAUACCGUUGUGUCUCCUAAAGAGGAGGCGAAUUAUGAAUGUGGAGUCGGUCACUUUCCAUCAUCAUCUUCGACAGAUAAAAAUCCACCUCCCAUCCCACCAAAAGCUUUUAAACAAAUCCCUCCUCUUCCUCCAAAACCCACAUCUCGUCCACUUCGACAAAUAAAACAUAGGUGUGUAAAAUGUGAACCAAUUAUCAACUUGGAAAACCCUAAUUUUUCGCCCAUCGGUCGCUUUCCAGACCUUUGUGCGGUAUGCAGGCGGAACGGUUUGCAUCCACACUCUACAUGUGACGUUGAGUCAAUCGAUAAACCUCAGAAACAUCCAAUUGAUUCUCUACCGGAUCACGAGGAUGUAAACUACAAAAAAUGCAUUGAAUGCCCUCAAACACCUAACAGUAACAGUAUGACGUUUCAGUACUCGUCUCAACAAAAGAGCGAAACAAGAAGACCAGGUAAAAUUUCAUCUAACGGGAAUGGUAAUUCCUGUUUGUUUACGUUCGAUAAAAAUAUUUCUGAUGCAAAAAUCACACAGCCAUCCAUUUGCAAACGGUUUACAAAACGACAUAUUUGUCAGGGAGUCUUGAAACAUCAAGGAGUUAAUUUAUGCGAGCUCGGAAGGGAUUCGAGCUCAACAUCUGACUUACCAGCAUCAAACUGUUCGUGCUCUGCAAAAAUAUGGGGUCCUAAUGGUGGUAAUAAACUAGACUCUAGCUAUGCAUCGAACCAAGGAUGCUUUUCCUCAGAAUAUCGUGGUCUCAAUUUAAUUUCAGAUCAUCCUGCUAGCCGAAAGAUUUCUCGGUAUCACCAGGAGCAAGGUGAUACAAAUAAAACAAGGUGUGGCAGUUUACAAUGGAUAUCUGACACUUUCCAACGUAUAUUUCAUGCUUCAAAGAGCUUCAAAUCUUCUAAAACAAAUUUUCUCCACCCACCAGAUGAUUCCGUUGUAAAUGUGAAAAAUUUACCUCAUCUAAAUGAAGAUAGAUUUUGUAGGCGACUGAAACCGCUUGUUCAUAAAAGAGAUCGCGAAUGGAAGACGGAUAUUUUCGAUCAGAAGUUUGGGGGUCGUUUCGUACAACAGAAACGUUCUUUCAGCUAUAAUAGUUCUUUUAUUGAAGGAGUCAGAUUUAGUUCAUAUAAUCAGAAUAGCUGUGAAUCUAAUGCAACUCUGAAUCCCCGUGUUGACCAUCAUUCACUUCCACCGAGAUCAGAAAACAGUCGCAGUUCCAUUAUUAAAUGUAGGAAUUCGCUUUUCAGUCCAGAUACAACAAAAAGACAUUUCGAGCGCCUUGAUAGUAUAAGCCCUUCAAACGGUCGAUUAAAACAGGUACAUGUAUCCAAAACUAUAGGAGCUUCCCAGUCCAGAUACCAGACUUCAAACCAUCCAAAUAUGUGUAUAAACCAUAAAAGACCAGAGUCUGCCCUCGCAAUGAUUUGUGCUUGUUCCCCUUAUGUAUCCAGUCACGUAAACCCCCUUGACUCUACUAGAGAAUGCUUUUCUUGUAUGGGGAAUCAUUCAUCAUCUACAAAAGUUCCAGCUUGUGGCUGUCCCAACCACAAAAACCAUAGGUGUUGGUUAAACAGUUCAAAUUGUUCGGGUAUAUCGAAACCCCACAUCGGGAAAGAACAAAACAACGACGAAGUUACUACUACUCGGUUCAAUGAGGGGAUCCUUCCAUUAAACCCUGAUGUCUUACUGGUUAAAGAACAUGAAAAUAACUCUAACUGUGAUACUACGAAUUCAGUUACUUCUCACCUUCCCUGUGAGAUUCCUGUCGAUUCCAACAAAAAAGUCUUAAACUGCACUGAAGGUAUCGAAUUUGGGGCACAUCCAACUACUAUAAUUGACAAGAACGGUCAAAUUCACCACGUCCAUCACAUACACCAUGUCCAUCAUGUUCAUCACCACCAUCAUCACCACGAAUGUGCAGACGGUGUCUCCAAUGAUAUUGCAUCCUGUCCUCUUAGUCCAGUUACCAGUCCAGUUGUCUGUGACAGACAACGUCCACCGACAACAAUUGCAUCUGCCUUGGAAACGUGCACCGUAGAGGAACCAAUAGUCAGUUCUCCAUCUUCCUGUCAGAAUCAGCAGGUUGGCGUUGCGGAACAAGUUGUUCCUGUGAGCAGUUGUCAUACCUAUAACGCCUAUGAUGUUAGGGCGUCUGAUAGUAUAAGUACAGCAGCGCCCAUCAGCUCAACACACACAUAUAGCCAAAGAUUGUCCUCUACGUUACAAGAUAGUCGAUCUUCAUUUCAUCGAAGUAUGUUAGAAUUGAGAAAGGUAAGAAGUUCUGAUUUAUUCUAUAUUUUAACACAUGAAUAUUUGUCACUAGAAGCCUCAACCGAAUUUAUCCGAGGAAAUAAAGCGCAAUGCUAGGGAUUUUGUGGCAUGUUUCUCUUGUUCCGUUGGUGUAGACGAAGUUCAUUUCUUUCCACCUGUAUAUAUAUGGAGGAAGUCGAUCUAUAGUGAAGAGUUCCAUUCAAUUGAUUGUUCGACGAUGAUCCGUAGUGUCGAGACUUGAUCUGUUCACGACUGAUCCUUACUGGACCCAACCUGUUGAUCUCGAAGUUGGGCAUCUACUUAGUCUUUCAUCCGGUUCAGCAUCACUGUUGAAAAUCUUUCGUGGUACUGACAGUAGUGUGAUUCCUGUUUAGUUUUGAUAUUCGCUCAUAUCUCCUUUGUUUGGUAUCUUGACGAGGUAUUGUUCUUUCCAGUCUGUCGGUGGCACGUGUUCUCCCUCGCAAAUCUUCUUUGAUGGAACGUGGAGCAUGUUUGUAGUUACUUCUAUGCGUGACCUUAGUGCUUUGACUGGUAUAUUGUCGGGUGGUGCUGCUUUCCCACUGUUGAUUUGUCUGAUGGAUAUUCUGAUUUGUUCGAUCGUUGUUAGAAUGAGAUUGAUAGGAAGAUCUGUGUGUGUCGUUUCGACAUGCAGUGGAUUCGAUGGAGCUGGUGUAUUUAAGGGUUGCUCGAAAUGUUCCACCCAUCUGUUGAUGUGUCAUUGAAUGUUGGUGAUUGUCUUGUUUUCCUUGUGCUUGACCGGUCUCUCUGCUUUGUCUUAUUUCCGUGUUGGUUUCUUCGUUGUGUUAUAAAGUUGUUUGAUAUUUGGUUCUGUUGCAGCUUUUUCCGUUGUCGUCGCUAGGUCUUCCAUAUAUUUGUGCUUGUCAGUUUUAGUGGUGUUGUUCACUUGGUUGUUUGCUUCUGUGUACUCAGCUUGUGUGUUGGCUUUCUCUGUUCUAAUUCGGCUGUUGUUAAUUGAUAUCUUCUUGUUCUUGCUUUCUUGAAUCCUGCCAUCGGUACCAAUAGAGAUCAGUAGCUUAUGGUGAUGCUUCUUUGGUCACAAAACCUCCGGAUUGAAUGGGUUUCCGUGAUUCUGAGAACUGUCAAGUUGUAUCUUCUCAUUUCCAUAGCUAUUUUAUUGGUCCUUUCGGUCUCCCACAUUGUCUGAACAUUCGAUAUACGUAUAUCGAUUGUUGCUGUGGUUGUUAGAAGAGGCAUCGGUAUUGUGACUUCUGAAGAAUCUGGGCUUUCAACAUGAGGCGUGGUAAUUUUUCCUUGAAGUCGAAGGGCAGAGUUUAGUUGGUUUAAAUUGUUUAUUCUGGUUAGCGUCUUUCCUAGCAAGUUUGUUUUCUAUGGGAUGUGGUUUCUGACUCCAUGUACCCUAAAAUAGCUAUAUGCAGAGUUAUUACAAACACUAUCAACAUGCUAGCCGAAUUAUAAGAACAUUUCAACUGUUCCCAUCGAAUACUCCCAAUAAGUACGUACAGGCGUAGUGUGCUGUUAGUGUCAAAGAUUUGUUUUACAAUUGAAGGCACGUGUGAACACCAUAUUUAUAAACACUUGUUGAUCAACGGUUAAUUAAGAUUUACGUCAUAUGUUUAUUGUUUGACUAG
Molecule: messenger RNA, 4054 nt
Organism: Schistosoma margrebowiei
Lineage: Eukaryota; Metazoa; Platyhelminthes; Trematoda; Strigeidida; Schistosomatidae
Source: the annotation of a GenBank genome assembly